This is a messenger RNA of Ictalurus furcatus (blue catfish), 8029 nucleotides long. It is a transcript of the gene ift172, whose product is annotated as intraflagellar transport 172. Gene Ontology annotation, cellular component: axoneme; ciliary basal body; intraciliary transport particle B. The record is from RefSeq and is a predicted model, not a curated record. Gene Ontology annotation, biological process: intraciliary transport. Gene Ontology annotation, molecular function: protein binding. The transcript is spliced from 49 exons. The coding region runs from base 99 to 5384 and encodes 1761 amino acids. Lineage: Eukaryota; Metazoa; Chordata; Actinopteri; Siluriformes; Ictaluridae.
CCUCCGGAAAGCUCGGUUUCUACUGAGACCAAAACAAAACACGUUUAUUCAUAAUUUAACCAAGUCUGUAUGUCAGCCUCAUCUCGUUUCAACAAACUAUGCAGCUGAAGCAUUUGAAGACGCUUCUUCCUCCACAGGAUGGUGCUGCAAAGGUUACCUGCAUGGCAUGGGCUCCAAACAACGGAAAGUUUGCAGUCUGUACGGUUGAUAGAGUGGUUUUGCUGUAUGAUGAACAGGGAGAGAGAAGGGACAAGUUUUCAACAAAGCCUGCCGACCCAAAAUAUGGGAAGAAAAACUACAUGGUCAAAGCUAUGGCAUUUUCUCCAGAUUCCACUAAAAUUGCUAUAGCUCAAACGGACAAUAUAGUAUUUGUGUACAAAAUCGGAGAGGAAUGGGGAGACAAAAAAGUUAUAUGCAACAAAUUUGUGCAGACCAGCGCGGUAACAUGUCUGCUAUGGCCAGUAGAAAAUUCGAUAGUUUUUGGACUAGCAGAGGGGAAAAUUCGAGUGGCCAAUACAAAGAACAACAAAUCAUCUAGCAUCUAUGGAACAGAAUCCUAUGUCGUUUCAUUAACCUCAAACAUGUCUGGGACAGGAAUUCUCUCAGGCCAUGCAGAUGGGACCGUUGUGCGCUAUUUCUUUGAAGAUAUAGGCUCAGGGGAUUCUCAGGGCAAAUUGCUGACUCACCCUUGCCCACCAUAUGCUCUGGCUUGGGGAAGCAACAGCAUUAUUGUAGCUGGGUGUGAUAAGAAGAUUGUGGCCUAUGGGAAGGAGGGACACGUCCUGCAGACAUUUGACUACAGCCGUGAUCGCUUGGAGAAGGAGUUCACAGUUGCAGCGACAAGCCCCAGUGGCCAGUCAGUAGUGUUGGGUAGUUAUGAUAGAUUAAGGGUUUUGAACUGGAACCCUCGAAGAAGUGCUUGGGAUGAAGCUGCUCCUAAAGAAAUUCCAAAUCUAUAUACCGUCACAGCUAUGUCCUGGAAAAAAGAUGGCUCGCGGCUCUGUGUGGGCACGCUGUGUGGGGGAGUUGAGCAGUUUGACUGCUGCCUUCGCAGGACCAUCUACAAGAACAAAUUUGAAAUGACUUAUGUUGGCUUGAGCCAGGUGAUUGUGAAGAACCUUUCCACAGGCACAAGAGUGGUGCUCAAGUCUCAUUAUGGCCACGAGUUUGAUGAGGUGAAAAUCUUGGGGAGGGAUCGCUACUUGGUGGCCCACACCUCAGACACCCUUCUGCUGGGAGAUCUGGUCUCCAAUAAACUGAGCGAGGUGGUGUGGCAGGGCUCUGGAGGGAAUGAGAAGUUCUUCUUUGAAAAUGAAUCUGUGUGCAUGGUAUUCAACGCAGGAGAACUGACCUUGGUGGAGUACGGCAAGAACGACAUCCUAGGAACCGUUCGCACUGAAUUUAUGAACCCCCACCUUAUCAGUGUCCGUCUGAAUGAGAGGAGGCAGAGAGGAGUGGACAAUAACCAGAAGUUGGCUUACCUAAUCGACAUCAAAACCAUAGCCAUUGUGGACUUGGUUCUUGGUUACAACAUUGGGACUGUUAGUCAUAACUUGAAGAUCGACUGGCUGGAGUUAAAUGAGACGGGACGCAAGCUGCUCUUCCGGGACAAGAAGUUACGGCUGAACCUGUAUGACAUUGAGAGUGCUGUGAAAACCACUGUCCUGAGCUUCUGCUCCUACGUGCAGUGGGUUCCAGGCAGUGACGUCGUGGUGGCUCAGAACCGCAGUAACCUGUGUGUGUGGUACAACAUCGAUAGUCCAGAGAAAGUCACCAUGCUCCCUCUGAAAGGAGAUAUUGUUGAUUUGGAAAGGGCCAAUGGCAAAACCGAGGUAAUUGUGUUGGAAGGGGUGAACACAGUCUCAUAUACGCUGGAUGAAGGAUUGAUCGAGUUUGGAACAGCUAUUGAUGAUGGAGAUUUUUACAGAGCGACGGCAUUCCUAGAAACCCUAGAAAUGUGUGCUGAGACUGAGGCUAUGUGGAAGACACUGAGCAAGCUGUCUCUGGAGGCGCAGCAACUGCACAUUGCAGAAAGGUGCUUUGCAGCUUUGGGUAACGUGUCCAAGGCCCGCUUUUUGAACAAGACCAAUAAAAUUGCUGAUUGCAUCUCAAAGGAAUAUGGUGGUGAUGGCAAAGAACACUAUGAAGUGAAAGCACGGUUAGCAAUGCUAAAUAAGGACUAUAAACUCUCUGAGAUGUACUACUUGGAGCAGAAUGCAAUUAAUGAGGCGAUGGAAAUGUACCAAGAGCUACAAAUGUGGGACAGCUGUAUUGCAAUAGCAGAGGCUAAGGGACAUCCAGAGGUAGACAAUUUGCGACGCAGCUACUACGCUUGGCUGAUCGAGACCAAACAAAACGAGAAAGCAGGGGAAAUGAAGGAGAGCGAGAGCGACUACGUAGGGGCCGUUAACUUUUACCUUAAGGCAGGACUUCCAGCCAAAGCCGCCUGGCUAGCCAUGAACAGGGAUGAGCUCCUGUCCAGCAGCAUUGUUGGCCGCAUUACCUCUGCUCUCAUCAAAGAGGAGUUCUACGAGCGGGCAGGUGACCUAUUUAAGAGGACAAAUAAUAACCAGCGAGCCCUAGAUAGUUACUGCAAAGGCAACGCUUUCAAAAAGGCUGUGGAGCUUGCACGUGUGGCCUUUCCUUCUGAAGUAGUGAAGUUAGAGGAGGCCUGGGGCGACUAUCUAAUCCAGCAGAAACGAAUGGAUGCUGCAGUUAAUCAUUACAUUGAAGCCGGGUGCAGUACCAAAGCAGUCGAAGCAGCAAUUGGUGCACGUCAGUGGAAGAAAGCCCUGCACAUUGUGGAGUUACAGGAGGACGAAUCCUCAGCCAAAUACUUCUUAAAGAUCGCCCAGCACUACGCGUCUUUACAGGAAUAUGAGGUAGCAGAACGGCUGUUUGUGAAAGGAGGCCAUACCAAAGAUGCCAUUGACAUGUACGCCGAAGUAGGGAGAUGGGAGCAAGCCCACAAGCUUGCGGUGAAGUGCAUGACCCAAAAUGAAGUUUCUGCUCUCUACAUCAGUCGGGCUCUUGAGCUAGAGAAGGAGGGGAAGUACAAAGAAGCUGAAAGACUGUUUUCCACUGUUGGUGAGCCUGAUAUGGCAAUCACCAUGUACAAGAAGAAAAAGCUAUAUGACGACAUGAUUCGUCUCGUUGCCAAACACCACAAAGAGCUGCUGAAGGAGACUCAUAUUCACUUAGCCAAAGAGUUGGAAGUUGAGGGAAGAUUCCAGGAGGCUGAGUAUCACUACAUUCAAGGCCAGGAUUGGAAAACAGCAAUCAACAUGUAUGGGACAAAUGAGAUGUGGGAGGAAGCUUAUAGGGUGUCAAAGAGCCAUGGGACAGUCAGCACGCACAAGCAGGUGGUCUACCUAUGGGCCAAGAAUCUGGGAGGAGAGACAGCUGUUAAGCUUCUUAACAAGUUCGGCCUGUUGGAGGAUGCCAUCGAUUUUGCAGCUGAAAACCGUUCAUUUGACUUCGCCUUUGAGCUGGCUCGACUAUCCAUGAAACAGAAGAUCCCAGAAAUCCAUCUGAAGACUGCCAUGUUUCUGGAAGAUGAGGGUAAAUUUAGCGAAGCUGAGACAGAGUUCAUCAAAGCAGGAAGGCCAAAAGAGGCUGUGUUGAUUUUGACACUUCAGAAUGAAAACCUGACUAGGACUUCGAGGUACCUACAUAUACAAGAUUGGACUGGAGCCCAGCGUGUGGCUGAGGCUCAUGACCCAGACAGUGUGGCUGAUGUGUUGGUGGACCAGGCCAAGUUCUGCCUUGAGCAAAAAGACUUCCAGAAAGCAGAAGCAUUUCUUCUCCGUGCCCAGAGGCCUGAGCUCGCCAUCAAGUACUACAAAGAUGCCGAGAUGUGGAGCGACGCUAUGCGCAUCUGUAAGGAGUACAUACCCAAUAAGCUGAGCAUUCUCCAAGAGGAGUAUGAAAAAGAGAUCGCGAAAAGUGGCAGUCGGGGAGUAGAGGGUAUGAUUGAGCAGGCUCGGGAGUGGGAGCAGACCGGUGAAUAUGCUCGGGCAGUGGACUGUUACCUGAAGGUGAAGGAUUUGUCCGACGUGGCCCUUCUCGUAACAUGUUGGAUUAAGGCAGCAGAACUGGCCAUAAAGUUUUUAACCCGUGAGAAGGCCGUGGGUGUUGUUCAGACUGUUGGGCCACGUUUGGUGCAGCACAAAAAGUACACUGCGGCAGCUGAACUAUACCUCAACAUGGACCUCAUUAAGGAAACUGUGGAUGCGUUCAUGGAGGGGGAAGAAUGGAACAAAGCCAAGCGAAUAGCCAAAGAGUUGGAUGCAAGGUUGGAAGGAUAUGUUGACCAGUGUUACAAAGACCACUUGAAAAACAAAGGCAAGGUGGACUUGCUGCUUGGAGUAGAUGUCAUAGCUGCAUUAGAUGUGUAUGCAGAGAGAGGCCAGUGGGAGAAGUGCAUUGACAUCGCAUCUAAACAGAAUUUUAAGAUCCUGCAUAAAUACUGUGCCCUAUACGCCACCCACCUCAUCAAAGAAGGCGACGCAGAGAAAGUGCUUGACCUGUACGUACAGCACGGGAUGCCAGCCAGCCCGGAGAACUUCAACAUCUACAAGCGCAUGUUUUUAGAGCUGAUGAACCUCCGGGACAGGGAUGCCGCCAAAGCCUAUCGGAUGUGGGCUAACCUGAGAGACGUUUUACACUUGCUGUGUGAGAACCUGACCAAGUCUUCAGAAGCCAAUUCUCCAGCCCAUGAAAUCUUUGAGCAGAUGCUUGUGGUAGCUCACUAUUAUGCAACCCGCUCGGCAGCUAAAGGCAUCGUCCAGCUGAGUACUUUGGCAGCCAAGUUAUCCGUUUCACUGCUUAGGCACACAGAGCUUAUUCCAGCAGACAAGGCUUUUUAUGAGGCUGGAUUGGCAGCAAAGGCUGUUGGGUCAGAGAAUAUGGCCUUUAUUUUCCUCAACCAUUUCCUGGACUUGGCAGAUAGUAUUGAUGAGGGCACAAUAGACGCCUUAGAUCACACAGAUUUCAAGGACACAGACAUUCCCUUUGAGGUCUCCCUUCCAUCAAAGCUCCAUGUCACUGUGGAGAAGAGGGAGGAGAUCAGGGACUGGCUUCUGACCAUUUCCAUGGAGCAGCGAUUAGAACCGGUCCUACCCAAAGAUCAGAGAGGUACUUAUGAGGCUUCACUGAUUGCUGUGAACACUGGCAUCCGCUCCUUACCCUGCGUCAUUACAGGUUACCCUGUUCUCCAUGAUAAAAUUGAGUUCAAAAGACCAGGGAUGGCAGCUAACAAGGACGACUGGAAUAAAUUCCUGAUGGCCACAAAGACCACGCACAGUCCGGAGUGUCAAGACGUCCUGAACUUUAUAGCAGGCUGGUGUGGGGGCCUUCCAUCAGCAGGAUACACCUUCCAAUAAUGGAAACGUGCACACCUCACAGUCGUAUUUAAUGUGUAUGUCUAUGUGCUCUCUGUAUCAUUUUUGUCUCUCCCUCUGCCAGAGGUCAUGACCACUAAAUCUACAAAGAUAGACCAAUAAUAUCUGAGUAGAAUUAGCUUUAUAUAAUUAUGCCAUAGUUUCCUAUGUACACGUUAGCUAGAGGAAUAUUACAAUAACCAGAGGUUUAGACUUCAUCCUAUUUAGACUUGGUCGAUCAACUUUAUGUUGUCCUAAAUGGAUAUUUCCUAUUGAGCCUGUACACUCUAAGUACACUUAACUUAAUGCCAAAUUGUUAGCCUGUACUAACCUCGUCGCAGAUUUGCUGUAACAAGGACUUAACGUAAUUUACCGACAAUAAUUUCAGAAUGUAAUCAAGUCUAAUAAUUUAUUUAACCAGGUAUGAAAAUAUCCAAAUCCAACACUACUAUUGAUAAUAAUAAGAAAGAAUUACAUGCAACAUUACAUUCCAAUCAAAUUCAAAACAUAAUAAUACAACAUAAGCGGAGACAACACUUACAUACCUGGUAGAGCAAAAACUACACACAGUGAUCGUGUGGGAGAUCUGUCUACAGAUUCCCUGAGUCUUUGGCCAGCUCUCCCCUAAAUACCCAGCUGCUCUGUGGGUCCACCAAAAGGUGCUGUUUGUGAUUAUAAUUUGAUGUCUGUGGAAGGAUGUACCUUAUUUACAUACAGGAGGUAAUUUGAGUGAGGGACCCUGGGAGGGUAUGCCUUUAACGGCAUGUAAUAUUUUUAUUUGAACUGCUGUUGAGGGAAUGAGACCAUAUUUUCCAGUUGCACUGACACCUUUUGUAUAAUAUAGUAAACAUGUAUUUUUGUCAUCUUAUUCGCAUUAAUACAUGUUAUGCAAUGCAUUUAGACCUUGGGUGUGUUUAAGGUGAUCUCAAUACAGAGAAAUAGAAGGGUGUGGGGAGAGAGGAAGUGAGGAUCUUCCAGGCUCCACUCAGCAUAAUGUGCUAUCUCAGGUGUGGAUGCUAAUUCUGUGGGAAAAAGAUUGAGUGUUCGUUCUCAAAGUCGUCCUUUGUCCUCAGAGAGUAGUUCUCUCUAGGUUCAAACAUCUUGGCACCAGCCUUACAGUUUUUCCCCCUUGGCCCCGUGGGCUAUUCACAAGAGUCCUUGCGAGGUCAUUAUAUUCGGUGUACAAGGUGUUUAAUUCCUGUUGAUGACCAUCAUUUCAGUCUUUGCAAGGUGGGUAGUUGUAGUGUGCUGAGAGCCAGUGCUGUAUCGGUCGAUGUCCGUAAGGAUCUGAUGAGGCAUCUGACGUAGCAGCUCUGGAACAGUGUGAAGGCAAAUAUGAGGGCACUGCCAAUGGCACAUCCCCGAAAUAUCCAGUCCCACCAUGUACAGACAUAUAUUGCUGAGUGUGUAGAUGAACUGGAGAGAAUUUGUGUAGUCCUUUUGGCCAGAUUUGUCUCUAUCUGUGCCUGGGAAAGGUGAUCUGCUGUCUGCAAAACCAUUCCUUGUGCCAAGUCCAUUGUGUCCACUACAGCUUGUGCACUGUGCUCGUAAAACGUCAUCCCACCAAGGAAAUAUUUCAGUGUCCAAUGGUAUUCUUCCUAUAAUGCUGAUCUGACCCAUAGAAAAAUCCUCUGUUAACUCGAAGCAAAAGGAGUGAUUGGCAGGACAGGUCAGUCCUCCAUAGGUGAAGGAAUUCAUUUCACUGAUGACACGCCAUUGUGUAUGUGACACCUGGAUUGCAUCAGAAUGGCCAUGCAAUGACUGAACAUUUAUGAGUUUAGUGUCAUUGGGGGGAAAAGGGUUGUAAUGUGUUAUAGGUACAAACAACAUAGUUAUGCAUUUCAUGACAACAAGUGUGACUGGUAAACAGGGUCUCAGUACCCUUUAAGGUCAUGUAUCCAGUAAGGUGAUCCCAUUUUACUACCUGAUCUUUCACCACCACGCCAAUAGGGCGUAUAGUAGUGGAAUUUGGAAAGACUUGCUCUGGGUGGAUUAACGGGAAAGUGGCAAAGAAUCCAAGGCAUCCGGAUCAUUCAUCAUCAGUAUACAUAAUGACAGUGGAUAGUAAUCCAGAAUAAUUAAUGUCUUUCAUUUUUUCUGACACAAGCCACCUGCGCAGAUCUAAAAUUUCCAUAAGAUCAUUUAAAACAUGCCUAGGUGUCUUACACAGGCGGAGAGCUAAAAUUUUUUGUCUUGCAGCAGUAAACAAAUCUUAUGAACAUGAUCUGCAGGCUAAGUCACGUUCGAUGGUACAGGUCUGAUUGAACAGUGCAUGCCUGAUCAGUAGAAGCACCUGCGCCUCGGAUCUGACCGCUUUUAUGAUAUUUUUGUUGCUAUUUGUGAUGUGUUGAAACCAGUGGCCACCUGGUUAGACAACCAUGUUGAAAGUUGUGAUUGACUGUUUAUCUUGUAGGUGUUGGCUAUGGAAUUAACUGAGCCUGCUAUUUUUCCAAGCAGGUCCUGUUUAGAAACGUACAGGUGGUGUUUGAACAGCAAGUCUGACUUUAUAAUCAGAGGUUAAAUUAUCAAUUUGUACCUGUAGCUAUGCAUAUGGUUUGUUGUCAAUACUACAAUGUCUUGUAUAAGCAGUUAAAAUGUUUGAAAUAUUGUAAGUUACAUGCACAAAUAAAUCUGAUUUUGUAAAUAUC